UUCGCACGAGUGAUCGGACGAUCGGAAGUUGGUCCUUGCGUCCUCGCGACUCACGACGCGUCUUUGCUCUGCUGAGUAUCACUGGUCGUUGUGUUUUGCCAUACUGUGCACGCACCACGCACCCCAUACGGCUCGUGCUUUCCUUUUCUGUGGGUGGGUGCUUGGGGGGUUUGUCGAGGUGCAGAUAAGUGACACAGGGACACGGACGGUGACAGAAUGCGAGGCCAAGAGGGGGAUCAUCCGUUCAAGCUAGAGGGUGAUGAGAUGAUGGCUGCGCAACGGUAUGAGGAUGCUGUACGACUGUACUCAUCAUUGCUUGACCUACAGCCAUCGGAACUUCGUGUAUGGGGCAACCGAUCCCAGGCAUACCUGUACCUCGGGCGCUUCGAAGAGGCAGAGAGGGACGCAACGAUGGUUCUGGGAAUCGAUCCUGACAACAUCAAGGCCCACUAUCGACGUGGAUGGGCGCGGCUGAAACUAAGGACCCCAAAUGUGAAGGGCGGGAAGGAAGACCUGGCUAGAGUUCUGUCGCAGGAGCCUGGCAACAAAGCGGCGAGGGACUUGCUGCAGAACUUCGAAGAACGGGGCCUCGACGAAGAUGCCGGUGUGGCGUUGACCGUCGUCGAAGACGACAGUGAGGAUGGAUGCUCGUGGUGCCCAGUGUCGACGAUGCCCGGAAGGGAUGAAGACGAGCGGGCCUCACUUGAUUUUUGGAGGAAAGGCGAACAGUUUAAAAGCAAUAAGAAGUUGCACGAGGCUCUGGGCUGUUUCAAUAGAGCGGCCGUUGCUAACCCGUUGAACUCUAAGAAUUGGGUCAGCAUUGCAGAGGUUCACCGUGAGCAGGGGAACCACAGGGAGAGCGAGGAAGCUUCGCGUCGGGCUGCAUGUAUUGCACUGAACCAACGGCAGGACUGAUGUCGCUCGAGGGAUGUUCGUCCUGGUUACGCGAGCGCUAACAAAAGAGCAACUUGGGGCGUUCACGUCAUCACAAAAAAAGGAACCGGUUGUUGUACGUUUCGGUGGUCAUGUGCGGUACACCGGAGGGUAACGUCACGCCAGCUUGACUUCUCUUCAACCCGAACUACCGUACUCCGCUUUGGGAGAGGAUUGCCUCAAAAUCGAACUUCCUCAGAAGAAAUGCCUCUCGUUGCCAUGUUUCUGUCGAUUGUUGGAUUUUCGGGAGCUUCUGCUUUUAAGCAAGAUCCCACUCGCAUUCUGUCAGUUGAUGGCAACCUUGGUGCUAUGGCCUAGACGUUGUGCUGCUGCUGCAUGAGAAGCAAGUACUUUGAGGUAAUGAAUUUGCAGUUUUGGGCGUCUAACAGAGGAGUGGGGUGUUCGCGCGACUCUCGACUCAAGACGAUUUCGGCUCGCCCGCACGCGGACCCCCAUCACCUCUUUUUUCGUGGCGCCGACACGGGGACCGCUCUCUCCGUCACGAUCGCUUCAAUCGCCUUUUCGUCCUGCAUCUACUGUACUGUCAA
Molecule: messenger RNA, 1481 nt
Organism: Ectocarpus sp. CCAP 1310/34
Lineage: Eukaryota; Phaeophyceae; Ectocarpales; Ectocarpaceae
Source: the annotation of a GenBank genome assembly